AUGAGCUCGACAACGAUUCCCCGUGGCCGCGCGCCUUCACCGUUCUUCCGCUACCGGCCUUUGGGCCGAGCCCCGAGCCCGCCCACCUGGGCGUGCUACGAGCAGAUCCACGCACCCGUCUACGACUCGGACGACUCGGACUCGGACGGAUCCUACGACAUGGCCUCUGACUACGAGGACGCCGCCGAGAAGAAGUCGGACGAUGAGGAGGAAGACACCCCGAUCGCGCUCGGCGGCGGUAACGAUGCCGCGGCGGUCGAUAACAUGGACGUCGACGAGGACGCGGUCGACCUGAAGAUGGGCAAGACGGACAGCAAAGGCAAAGGAAAGGCCGUCGAGACCACCAACGUCUUCCGCGCACCUCGAGCCCGCAAGGAGCGCAAGCGGCCGCAGCCCGUCGUCGCGCUCCGACCUAUAUUGACCAUUCAGCGCAGCCAAGGCUUUGUGUGGAACCAGGACCUGUUUGUCCCGCCGUACGCCAAGGAUCGAUACAUCGCCUCGACUUCUCCGCCUCAGCGCAAGGGAUUUAUCUCCUCAUCCGUCGACUCUGCUCUCAACGAGUACGAGCCGGUAGAGAUCAUCGAGAUCCAUGUCCGCGACGGCGAGCUGCAAGACAUCAUCCCUUGA
Molecule: messenger RNA, 627 nt
Organism: Peniophora sp. CBMAI 1063
Lineage: Eukaryota; Fungi; Basidiomycota; Agaricomycetes; Russulales; Peniophoraceae
Source: the annotation of a GenBank genome assembly